AUGAGUGUUGAUACAUAUGGCCCUAGUUCUCAAACUUUAACUUUUUUGGAUACGGAAGAGGCUGAUCUUAUUGGAGCUGACACGCAGGGUUCAGAGUUUGAUUUUACCGAUUUUACUUUACCAUCUCAAAGUCAAACGCAAGCUUCUCAGUUAGACGUAGGUCCGAGUCAAAUUUCUCAAGUCCAGGUUAAUAAAAUAGGAGGACCAUCUGUUAUUGGAAUUGACAAUGGAGUUAAUUCGGUUACAAAUGCUUUGGGAGAUUUACAAUUUGAGGAGGAAGAAGAAGAAGGAUAUUAUAAUAAAGAACUACCUGCAUUCGCUUGCAAAUAUUGUGGAAUACAUGACCCAAAUUGUGUUGUGAUGUGUAAUGUCUGCAAAAAAUGGUUUUGUAAUGGCAGAGGUAGUACAUCUGGAUCCCACAUAAUAAAUCAUUUAGUGAGAGCUAAGCACAAGGAAGUAACCCUUCAUAAAGAUGGUCCUCUUGGUGAAACAGUUUUAGAAUGCUAUGCUUGUGGAGUUAGAAAUGUUUUUGUUUUGGGAUUUAUUCCUGCUAAAGCUGAUUCAGUUGUGGUUUUACUUUGUAGGCAGCCCUGUGCUGCACAAACUUCUUUAAAGGACAUGAAUUGGGAACAAGAGCAGUGGAAACCUUUAAUUUUAGAUCGCAGUUUUUUGACUUGGCUGGUUAAAUCUCCAUCCGAAACUGAACAGCUUCGUGCUAGACAAAUAUCUGCAGUUCAGAUAAACAAACUUGAAGAAUUGUGGAAAGAUAAUGUUGAUGCUACAUUUCAAGAUCUUGAAAAGCCAGGAGUUGAUGAAGAACCUCAACAAGUAUUAUUAAGAUACGAGGAUGGCUUUCAAUAUCAAAACAUAUUUGGACCACUUGUUAAAUUAGAAGCUGAUUAUGAUAAAAAAUUGAAAGAAUCACAAACUCAAGAUAAUGUUGAAGUUCGUUGGGAUGUUGGUUUAAAUAAAAAAACUAUAGCUUAUUUUACUCUUGCUAAACAAGAUGGAGGCAAGUUUAUACUUUCAAAGAAUAUGAAAUUAAUGCAUGGAGAUGAAUUGCGCCUUCGUUAUUUGGGCGAACUUCAUAAACAGUGGUCAGGAGUUGGCCAUGUAAUUAAAGUACCUGACAAUUAUGGUGAAGAAAUUGGGAUAGAGCUCAAAUCGGGGGCUGGAGCCCCAACAGAAUGUACAUCUAAUUUUGUUGUAGAUUUUGUUUGGAAAUCCACAUCUUUUGACCGAAUGCAGCUUGGUCUUCGCAAAUUUGCAGUCGAUGAUUCCUCUGUAUCCGGUUAUAUUUACCAUCGUUUAUUGGGCCAUGAUUAUGAGGAAGUAUUACUAUCUAGAGUUCAAAUACCAAAACAUUUUUCUGCUCCUAAUUUACCUGAUUUAAAUAGAUCGCAGGUUUACGCAGUUAAACAAGCUUUACAAAGACCUUUAUCGUUAAUACAAGGUCCACCUGGUACAGGGAAAACUGUUACAUCUGCAACAAUUGUGUAUCACUUAGCUCGACAACCCACUGGAGCCGUUCUUGUUUGUGCUCCGAGCAAUAUUGCAGUUGAUCAAUUAACCGAAAAAAUUCAUAGAACGGGAUUAAAAGUUGUACGUCUUUGCGCCAAAAGUAGAGAAGCCAUUGAUUCUCCAGUUAGUUUUUUAGCGCUUCAUAAUCAAAUUCGCAAUAUGGACAGUAACACCGAUCUAAAAAAACUACAACAAUUAAAAGAUGAAACAGGAGAAUUGUCUAGUUCUGAUGAAAAACGAUACAGAAUGUUGAAAAAGUCUUCAGAAAAAGAAAUGUUGGAAGCUGCAGAUGUAAUUUGUUGUACUUGUGUGGGUGCUGGAGAUCCUAGAUUAGCGCGUCUUAAAUUUCAUUCGAUUCUUAUUGAUGAAAGUAUGCAGAGUACGGAACCAGAAUGCAUGGUUCCUGUCGUUUUGGGAGCUCGUCAGCUCAUAUUAGUAGGAGACCAUUGUCAACUUGGGCCUGUAGUAAUGUGCAAAAAAGCAGCCCGAGCCGGAUUAUCUCAAUCUUUAUUCGAGAGAUUAGUCGUUCUUGGAAUUAGGCCUUAUCGCCUUGAGGUUCAAUAUAGAAUGCAUCCUGAAUUAUCUCGAUUUCCUUCUGAUUUCUUUUACGAAGGCUCGCUGCAAAAUGGUGUUUGUUCAGAGGAGCGAAAACUUGCCAAAGUAGAUUUUCCGUGGCCUGCAAACGAUAAACCAAUGCUUUUUUAUGUGACAACUGGUCAAGAAGAAAUUGCCGGUUCUGGAACCAGUUAUUUAAAUCGAACAGAAGCGUCUAACGUAGAAAAAAUUGUUACCAAAUUUUUAAGAGCUGGUAUUAAGCCGGAGCAGAUUGGUUUGAUAACACCUUAUGAGGGACAAAGGGCUUAUUUGGUUCAAUUUAUGCAAUAUCAAGGAUCUUUACAUUCAAAAUUAUAUCAAGAAAUAGAAGUCGCAAGUGUUGACGCUUUUCAGGGACGAGAAAAAGAUAUUAUUAUUAUGUCUUGCGUUCGAUCAAAUGAACUUUUAGGUAUUGGUUUUCUUAAUGAUCCUAGACGAUUAAAUGUAGCUUUGACGCGAGCCAAGUAUGGAAUAAUAAUUAUAGGAAACCCAAAAGUUUUAUCCAAGCAACCUCUAUGGAAUCACCUUUUAAACUUUUAUAAAGAACAAAAAGUUUUAGUUGAAGGUCCGUUAAAUAAUUUAAAAGAAUCGGCUAUUCAGUUCGCUAAACCUAAAAAACUAGUAAAUUCUGCUAACCCGGGAACCCAUUUCAUGAGUACAACCAUGUACGAUGCAAGGGAAGCUAUCGUACCUGGAUCGGUAUACGACAGAACAGGACAAAUGAAUGGAAAUUCUUAUUAUCAGCGACAAACCGGAAUGGGCUUGGAAUUGUACGGUCGCACCCAUGAUCCAAUGAAUUAUAUAUCUCCCGAAAGAGCUCAAGCUGCUAUGGCUAACAUGCCAGUUCCCAUGGGUAUGUUUAUGAACAUGUCGCACGUUCCUCCUAGAUUUUACAACCUACAGCAAGCUGCUCAAGCUCGGCAAAAUCAACGAAAUAAAGUGGUGAGUCGAAAUAAUAAAAUAAACAAAAAAAGUGGAUUGAGCCAGGGGCUAACGAUUUCACAAGAAGCUACUCAACCCUACAGUCAAGGUGUCAUGUCUCAACCUGGAAUGUCGCAAGGAAUGUCUCAACCGGGUUUGAGUCUGUCACAAGAAAGUUGCAUUGUCGGUGACUUUCAAUCACAAAUGGAUGGUUUAUUGUCUCAGGACUCUACGUAUCAAGGAGAUCGUUCGGGGUUCUUUACUGGCCCUCCUCAAUUUUCACAGGUAUAA
This is a messenger RNA of Pediculus humanus corporis (human body louse), 3327 nucleotides long. Its product is annotated as regulator of nonsense transcripts, putative. Gene Ontology annotation, biological process: nuclear-transcribed mRNA catabolic process, nonsense-mediated decay. The coding region runs from base 1 to 3327 and encodes 1108 amino acids. Gene Ontology annotation, cellular component: cytoplasm. The transcript is spliced from 15 exons. Gene Ontology annotation, molecular function: RNA binding; hydrolase activity; ATP binding. The record is from RefSeq and is a predicted model, not a curated record. NCBI's taxonomy places the organism in Eukaryota, Metazoa, Arthropoda, Insecta, Psocodea, Pediculidae.